Megalobrama amblycephala (Wuchang bream) is the source of this 1105-nucleotide messenger RNA. RefSeq names its product centrosomal protein 19 (gene cep19). The record is from RefSeq and is a predicted model, not a curated record. Gene Ontology annotation, cellular component: centrosome; spindle pole; centriole. The coding region runs from base 150 to 638 and encodes 162 amino acids. Gene Ontology annotation, biological process: trans-Golgi to periciliary membrane compartment transport; microtubule anchoring at centrosome. NCBI's taxonomy places the organism in Eukaryota, Metazoa, Chordata, Actinopteri, Cypriniformes, Xenocyprididae. The transcript has 3 exons.
UACAUCUCCGUCCGGCAGAUGGCGCUAAUGAGCGUCUCGUGCGCGAAACUCCCUCAUCAUCAGAAGAAAGGAAUAAAGCAGUGAAGAGGAAGCAUGGAAAUGUUGAUCAAAUAACCAAAACAAAGCUGGAAAUGCAAGCAUGAGUGAAAAUGUCCAUAGUGGCAAAGCAAUGUGGAGUGAAAUUUAUUCCACCUUCAAUCGUCCUCAUUUAUAAGAACAAGAACACCAGCAAGAUGCGAAAAAGGAUCAUACCCGUGAGGAACUUCUCUCAGUAUUCAGACUGCAACCAGGCAGCAGAGAGGAUGAAGCAUCAUGUCCGUCACAGCGUCUAUCUGGAGUCCGUGUCUUUGGCUCAGCUGGAGAGACUUCAUCUCAUCCUCCGCGAUCAUCUGCAGGGCCUCAGCCUGGACCAGAGUCUCGCCGCCCACCGGGGGUCCGACCCCAACGAUGAGGACCUGAAUAAACUGAGCGAUGAAGAGCUGAACCGCAGGAAGGCCCAGAUGGACGAGCUGUUCGAGCGCAACCGUAGACGCAAAGAGGAUCCAGACUUUGUGUACGAUCUGGAAGUGGAGUUUCCAGAGAACAGCGUGCGAGAGACGUGCAGCUGGGACGAAGAGCAGUCCGAUGAUGAGUUUUAGAAGAUCGCGGACACUGGGAUGGAUUUAGAAGUGGAAACACGUGGAGAACUGGUGCAUCAUGGGGAUGAUGAACAUGCUUUUUGGUCUAUUCAUUUCCAUAUUGUUUUAAGGCCACUGUAACAGUUAUACCCCUUUGGAUCUUUGACAUCACAAACUUCUAAAUAUUGAAUUCUGUAAAUAUAAAAAUUGAGGACAUGGAAACCCUGAUGAUGAUAAACACACAUUUUUUAUCAUCUAUUAUCAACAUAUAAACAUGGGUUUCCUCUACUGCUACAAUAUGAAUACUAAAAAGUAAUGACACUAAAGCAUCAUUACUGUUCAAUAUCAUCACAAUACUUGACACAUUUGAGUUUUAAUGGUAAAUAUUUAUUUGUUUUUAUGAAAAGCUGUACGGAACGUCUAGUCCAUAUAUCCAGGGACAGUUAAACAUGAAAAAAUAAAACGCUACUUGAUUGUCACACUUUCAA